Molecule: messenger RNA, 1050 nt
Organism: Closterium sp. Yama58-4
Lineage: Eukaryota; Viridiplantae; Streptophyta; Zygnematophyceae; Desmidiales; Closteriaceae
Source: the annotation of a GenBank genome assembly
AUGCAUGAGUACCGGCUUACAGAGGAUUCGCCCGUAGCUGGACCGGCUGCUACAGACGUGGCACAUGCUGCAGCUGCGGAAAGAGACGAUGAAAUGACCAACCCAGACUCCAUAGGUCCGGGAGCUGCGGGUGCCGCAGGUGGUGCUGCUGAUGGUGGGCUAGGCAGCAGCAUCAACAGGAGCCCUAAGGGCAGCACUUUAGAACGGCAAACCAGCCGUGCUAGGAGGAUCAACUUGGCAUCCUGGGUGGUGGUGAGAGUAGUCAAGCGAAGCUCCUUGACGGCUGAGGAGCAAGCAGCUGUGACGCAGCAGGUGAUGGCAGCACAGCACGCGUUGGUAGCACAGCAAAGGAUGAUGGCAGAACAGCAGCAAGUGGGUGGGCCUUCUCUACAAGGUGCGAGUCCAUCGCUCUUAAUUCACCCGCUAGGGAGCGGAGCAGAGCAGCAGCAUGCAGGAGUCACUGCUGGGGAUAGAAACACAGGCUGGGCUAGUCGUGAAGGUGGUGCUAGCGGUUCUGCUGGUGCUGUGAAUCCAGGAAUCCAGGGUGGUGGAAUGGCAGGAAGCAACCUGGAAGGCCAGUGCUUUUGGGACGACUCAAAACACUGCUGGCAGCAGCAGCAGGCCGGCAGUGCAGCAAGGGGGGUCACUGACCCAGCCGCAACUCAGCCUGCCAUUACUGCAGCAUCUGUUGUUGCUCCAGCAGCAGCAGGGCAGCAAUGCAACAAUGCAGCUAGGUGUGUCGCCCCAUCAGCAGCAGCAGCAGCAGCAGCAGCAGCAGCAGCAGCAGCAGCAGCAGCAGCAGCAGCAGCAGCAGCAGCAGCAGCAGCAGCAGCAGCAGCAGCAGCAGCAGCAGCAGCAGCAGCAGCAGCAGCAGCAGCAGCAGAAGCAAAGCAGCAAUUCAGCAAUGCAGCAAGGGUUAUUGCCCCAGCAGCAGCAGAACAUCCCGGGAGUGCAGCAGGAGUUAGAGCAAGUCCUCAUUCACGACCCAUCAUUCAGGCAGCUGUUGCUUCAGGCAGAAUCUUCAGAGCCGCCUGCCAGCAGGGACGGUGA